Messenger RNA from Paramormyrops kingsleyae, 4856 nucleotides. Its product is annotated as semaphorin-3A. The record is from RefSeq and is a predicted model, not a curated record. Gene Ontology annotation, molecular function: semaphorin receptor binding; neuropilin binding; chemorepellent activity. NCBI's taxonomy places the organism in Eukaryota, Metazoa, Chordata, Actinopteri, Osteoglossiformes, Mormyridae. Gene Ontology annotation, biological process: positive regulation of cell migration; semaphorin-plexin signaling pathway; negative chemotaxis. Gene Ontology annotation, cellular component: glutamatergic synapse; plasma membrane; axon.
AUGGAUUACCUCCUGGGGUUUGGACUGCUCUUCUGGGGGGUGUCCCCAUCCAGCAGCACGGCACCACAGCAGGACAAGAGCAACGUGCCCCGGCUGAAGCUCUCCUACAAAGAGAUGAUGGACUCCAACAACGUGAUCACCUUCACUGGGUUUCCGAACAGCUCGAGCUACCACACCUUCCUGCUGGACGAAGAGCGUGGCCGCCUGCUAGUGGGGGCCAAGGACCACAUCUUCUCCUUCAGCCUCGUGAACAUCAACAAGGACUUGCUGACGAUAUCGUGGCCCGCAACUCCAUCCAGGCGAGACGAGUGCAAGUGGGCGGGGAAAGAUUUCACGAAAGAGUGUGCCAACUUUAUCAAAGUGCUCCAGGCGUUUAACCAGACUCACCUGUACGCGUGCGGGACGGGCGCCUUUCACCCCAUCUGCGCAUACCUGGAGGUGGGCAAACGGCCCGAGGACAACAUGUUCCGGCUGGAGACGAGCCGCUUUGAGAACGGCCGCGGAAAGAGUCCGUACGACCCGAAGAUGCUGACCGCUUCCCUGCUGGUUGAUGGAGAGCUGUACUCGGGAACGUCGGCGGACUUCAUGGGACGGGACUUCGCUGUGUUCCGCACGCUGGGACUGCACCACCCUAUCCGGACGGAGCAGCACGAUUCCCGCUGGCUGAACGAGCCCCGGUUUGUGGGGGCACACCUAAUCCCCGAGAGCGACAACCCGGAAGAUGACAAGAUCUACCUGUUCUUCCGUGAGAGCGCCAUGGACGGGGAGCACACAGGCAGGGCCACGCACGCCCGCGUGGCACAGCUCUGCAAGAAUGAUUUUGGAGGGAACAGAAGCCUGGUCAAUAAAUGGACCACCUUCCUGAAGGCCCGCUUAAUUUGCUCGGUACCGGGACUAAACGGCAUCGACACGCACUUCGACGAGCUACAGGAUGUCUUUCUGAUGAGUGGUAAAGACCCGAAGAAUCCGGUGAUUUAUGGAGUGUUUACGACAUCCAGUAACAUCUUCAAGGGUUCGGCAGUUUGUAUGUACAACAUGGCCGACAUGCGGAGGGUCUUCCUCGGCCCCUACGCACACCGGGAUGGACCCAACUACCAGUGGGUGCCCUUCCUGGGGAGGGUGCCCUACCCACGUCCUGGAACGUGCCCAAGUCAGACCUUUGGCGGCUUCGACUCCACCAAGGACCUGCCUGAUGAUGUCAUCACCUUCGCGCGAGGUCACCCUGCCAUGUUCAAUGCUGUCCAUCCCAUCAACAACCGGCCCAUCAUUGUCAAGACCGAUGUGGACUACCAGUUCUCCCAGAUAGUGGUGGACAGGGUGGACGCCGAGGAUGGCCAGUACGACGUCAUGUUCAUCGGGACAGAUAUUGGGACCGUGCUGAAGGUGGUGUCCAUUCCCAGAGAGAGCUGGCAUGACCUGGAAGAGGUGCUCCUGGAAGAGAUGACUGUGUUUGUGGAACCGACGCCCAUCACAGCCAUGGAUAUUUCCACCAAGCAGCAACAGCUCUACAUUGGCUCGUCCAUCGGGGUCUCGCAGAUGCCCCUGCACCGCUGCGGGGUGUAUGGCAAGGCAUGCGCCGAGUGCUGCCUGGCCCGCGACCCCUACUGCGCCUGGGACGGCACUGAAUGCUCCCGCUAUUUCCCCACCGCCAAGAGACGAACGAGACGCCAGGACAUCAGGAACGGGGAUCCCCUGACACAGUGCUCGGACCUGCAGCACAACGAUGAUCUUUACAGCCCAGGCUCCUCGUCAGAGAACAAGGUUUUGUAUGGGGUGGAGAACAGCACCACCUUCUUGGAAUGCAGCCCCAAAUCGCAGCGCGCUGCCAUCUACUGGCAGGUCCAGAAGCACAAUGAGGAACGCAAACAUGAGAUAAAGUCAGAAGAGCGCUUCAUUCACAUGGAGCAGGGCCUGCUCAUCCGCGGACUGCAGAAGAAGGACUCGGGGGUGUACUACUGCCACGCCAUGGAGCACGGCUUCAUCCAGACCCUGCUGAGGGUCUCUAUGGAGGUCAUUGACAUGGACGGGCUGGACGAUCUGCUCCACAGGGACGGCGAUGGCUCAAAGCCCAGAGAUGGGCCCGGCCAGCUGGCCAGCCAGAAGGUGUGGUAUCGGGACUUCAUGUCUCUGAUCAACCACCCCAACCUGAGCAACGUGGAGGAGCUAUGCGAGCAGGUGUGGCGACGAGGGCGCAAGCAGCGCCGGCAGAAGGUCCAGAGUGCGCCUCCUCAUGGCAGCAAGUGGAAGCACCUGCAGGAGAAUAAGAAGGGUCGCAACAGGAGGACGCAUGAGCUGGAGAGGGCGCCGCGGAGCGUCUGAGGACCACCAGGGAAUGUCGCUGAACGUGACGGAAAUGCGACGUGCAGCUGUGCUGCACGAGACGCUUACAGUGGCGUGAUGGGGAAGACCGGCCCCCUGCUUACUGCCACUGUAGCCGUCGAGACUCACUGUACUCACUGUACUCACUGUACGCUCAGAACAAUGGAAGCCGCCGCUACGCCUGGACUUCCUGUAAACAGGUGGACAGGCAGGCUGCCUAAAGACUCGUCCGUGUUUAAUUUAGUUUUUUCAUUCAUAGCUAUUUGUAGAUCUUUCAACUGACUCCCAUUAGCUGGAGGCCACCACUGGGCUUGAGCGGGAUGACAGGGUCAGUCUGACAGCUACCAUGGGAUGUGGGACAGCUUUGGACAGUUCUGGCGGAAGUUCCUAUUCUCCUGAAUUCUGGAUGCUUCUGAAUCCCACUACUCUGAAUCCAUGGAAAGCCGCCUCUUCCAAGGAAUCUGCUUGUAAAUUCAGAAUCCUGAAUCUAACCACUGUAUAUAGAACUGAACGGACUUCUUAAGUGGUACGUUCUGACCAAUAAUAUAUUAGGAUAACCUGAUAUCAUGAUUAUUUAUGGAUUUAUGGUAAAUUCUUCUUCCUCCAGCAUACAUUGGCUGAGAUAUGACUCCUCUUAAAGCAAUAGACAUGCAAGCCCAGUGAUCUAUGUUGGCGACGGAAGCUUCCGGAUCAUACAUCUAUUUAAAUGUGAUUCAAAAGGAAUAUUUUAUGUACUUUUUUAUUUACAGAGUAACUAAAGUAUAUCUGACAGUUUCGUUUCUGUAUUAUUGUUUACUUUCCCAUGUUUUUUGUUGAACUACUGCUACGAAGCCCCGUGUGUGUGAUCGCAUCACUCCUGGUGUGUUUAUCAAACUUGUCCCUCACAACAACCUAUAUAAUAUAUAUAUAUAUAUAUUUAAUGGGAAAAUCUGCAGCAUGUGUACCCUAAUGCACCGGACACCAUUGUGUGCCGUUCUUAUAUCAGGACUGUUCUUCUAAAUGACACCUUCUUGAAUAUCCAUCCAUCCAUCCCUCCAUCCAUCCACCCAUCCGCUAACAUAGUCAGUGAGGCUGGAGACUGUCCCCUCUGGAAUAGUAACUCUCAAAACUGCAAUUGUAACCCGUCACGGGCCAGUUGGUGUAACUGAGGAGACAAACAUGCACAGACGCAGACAGAUGUUGGGUUCUCCAGUCAAGCAGCUAGCUGAGACAUAGAUUAUAUGCAGACAUCUGACAGCCCACAGAGUGCAAACUGUUGAAGCGACGUUGGGUUUUACCUUUUAUGAUUAUUUAUAACAAGUCUAACAGUGAUUUUCCUCUGAGUCUGACCCCCACAAUUGAAUCCAUACAAAGAAAUUGCAGUGAGAGGUGUAGUCCAGUAUACCUCUGGGUAGGUAGCCCAAAGCAGGACUCAGCAUCUCAUGUCCUCCAGCGAUGCCUCCUGCACACCCAGCCUGGUGCUGAUGCUGCUCCUGAGCUCUGAGCUCUUUAUUAGUUAUGGCCUGCAGUGGGUGGGCGGCGCCCCAGCUUAUCAUCUGUCCGUUCAUUGAUACGGCGCUUUACAGCUCACCAUCUCCACAGACAAAGGCAGAGGGGAGCUCUCCUCCCUUCACUCCGUCAUGAAUCGAAUGUUUUGGUUUUUCUCCAUGUCUGCCAGUUCGCUGCUGUAAACCCCAAACAGCAGCAGAUAUUAAUAGAGUUUAUUUAUCUAUGACCUCUUUGGGCAAGAGAUAGAGAAAGCUGGGUGUUUAUUAAAUGACUUUUUCCUUUUAAAAAUAGCUGAAGAAUUAUCAUCAGGGUCCAAAACACAGGAAAGUCAAAUGUGAAGAAGCAUAUGAGAAUCCAUAUAUCCUUAGUGUAUAAUAACAUAGAGUAUGAUGAUCUACCCAAUGUGAUCAUUUGACUGUCUCAGAGAUGUACAUAUAUAAAUAAAUAUAGAUAUAUAAUUAUAUUUUUUACAAAAUCCAAGGAACAGUCUGAGGAACCAGCAUAGCCUUGUACUGCACUCCAAUAUUUUGUAUGACAUUUUUCAUUCAGUAAUAGACAUGCUCUCUCAUGUGGAAGACACAGCUCAGUAUAACAUCCACCAGGUGGCGUCCUGAUAAACAUGACCUCCAUCCACCAGGUGGCGUCCUGAUAAACAUGACCUCCAUCUAUCAGGUGGCGUCCUGAUAAACAUGACCUCCAUCUACCAGAUGGAGUCCUGAUCAACAUGGCCUCCAUCCACCAGGUGGAGUCCUGAUAAACAUGGCCUCCAUCCACCAGGUGGAGUCCUGAUAAACAUGGCCUCCAUCCACCAGGUGGCGUCCUGAUAAACAUGACCUCCAUCUACCAGGUGGCGUCCUGAUAAGCAUGGCCUCCAUCCACCAGGUGGCGUCCUGAUAAGCAUGGCCUCUAUUCAUCAGGUGCUGCCCCGGUAAACAUGGCCUCCAUCCACCAGGUGGUCUCCACUUCCCCCUUCAUCACAUUUUCAGAUAAUCUUUGCAACCGGACAAAAAAAAAAAAGAAAUUGUAAAACUGCUGUAAACGAUUCUUUU